AGAAUGCCAGCAUCCAAAGAGAUCCUUUUAGCUGAUUCCAGUUCUACUGCAACCAUGCCCAAGAUUUCCAAGCAGACAGAUUUCCAACUAGUGAGAAUCAAAAAUACUUGGUGUCGGAUCAAGAAAGGUGAACCUGUUCAUGAUUCUGAAGAUAAGAUCACUGCCUCGCAAGCUAAAAUAACUGAAGUUAUCUCAGGUGGUGAGAUAUCCUGGACAAUUGAGGCCCCUAUCUACUUCUGCUAUAAGGUGGUGGAAACAUGCAGUCUCCUGGAUCCCUCCAAUCAGACACUGCUAUAUGGGCACAUCAGAGAGUCAGGGGAAUUGGAGAAGGCCCUCAACAAUAAAGAAACACAGAGGCGUUUCAUUGUAAUAGAUAAGACCGUCAAUGAACUUUAUGGCUCAAUAGUUAGGAAGUAUUUUGAUGACAACUAUGUUCAAUAUAAAAUCCUUUCCUUGCCCACAAUUGAAGAAAACAAAUCUAUAGACAUGGUGCUUGAUAUCCUGCAAGAAGUGCAAAGCUUUGGCCUUGACAGGCGGACUGAGCCAAUUAUAGCAAUUGGAGGAGGAACAUGCCUAGAUAUUGUGGGUCUGGCAGCAUCACUUUAUCGGAGGCGCACCCCUUACAUCCGGGUCCCAACCACUCUUCUGUCAUAUGUGGAUGCCAGCGUUGGAGCAAAGAAUGGUGUAAAUUUCCUUCAGUGCAAAAACAAGCUUGGAAGCUAUGUCCCACCCGUUGCUACUUUUCUGGACCGCAUCUUCAUCCAAACAAUCCCACGUCAGCAUAUCUCCAAUGGUCUUGGAGAAAUUUUAAAGAUGGCACUCAUGAAACAUAAAUGCCUAUUUGAUUUAUUGAAAACCCAUGGAAAAUUCUUACUGGAUACCAAAUUCCAGUCGCACAAUGGAUUAGUUGAUCAUGGGGAUGCUGCACUGAAAACAACCAGAAUUGCCAUAGAAACUAUGCUGGAAGAACUUGCUCCAAACCUUUGGGAAGAUGAUCUGAACAGACUGGUUGACUUUGGUCACCUUAUAAGCCCAGAAUUGGAAAUGAGAGCGUUACCAUCACUGAUGCACGGAGAAGCUGUGAAUGUUGACAUGGCUUUCAUGACUUACGUGUCCUAUGUGAAGGGACUCUUAAAUGAAAUGGAGAAGAUUCAGAUUAUUCAAUGCAUGAGUUCUUUGGAACUCCCAGUAUGGCAUAAAGAAUGCACAUGGCAUCUUAUUAAAAAGGCCCUGACAGAAAGAUUGAAACACAGUGCUGGCCAGAUGAGAAUGCCUCUUCCAACUGGGCUUGGAACAGCAGAUAUAUUCAAUGACAUCAGUGAGGAAACUCUGGAAAGGGCUUACACACUCUGGACCAAUGAAUGCAGGCCUAUCUCUAUGAGAUCAUGAAGACAAGAGAAAUUUCCGACUGGCAACAGCACUAUUCUCCUGCUUAAAAUAGUGUAAACCAGGAAUUCACAUGAUGUAUUCAUGGACAAUGUUGAACCAGUAACUCUUUGACAAUAUUCAAAUGCUUGUCCGCAUGGAGGAACAGCCCAGAAGGAAAGAUCACCUAUUAGCAGUAACUGUCUUUAGCGUCAAUUCUACCUCUUCAUGAAAGAGAAAGAGAUUCCAUCUCUCUGAUUAACUACUUAUGGUGGCCCCUUCAUAUGGUUUUCUUUGCUGUCUUUGGAAAAUUGCAAUCUUCUUGCCAUCAGGUGAAACUGAGAAAUGUGCAGUGUAUUAGGGGUGAGGCACUGGUGAGGAUAAGCCUCCCACAAGCUGUUUCUCUGGUUCAACACAUUAGUGCAAUAUGACAGCAUUUCUUGGCUCCCUGAAUACAACAUAUGAGACUGGUUGCAACUUAUUAAGUAAGAAUCACCAAACCAAGAGGCCAGUUAUCUAAAUACUAUUUGGUUCAAUAUGUGCAUCCCUACAAUCUGAUUUGAUUUUACAGUGCAUCUUCCAAUAUGUCUAGACUUAUGUGAAUUCAUAUAAGUAGAUAUUAUUCAAGUAGAUAUAAAUUAGGUAUAUUUUGCAUGUUUAGCAAAUACCCUAAGAGUCUAACAGUAUGUUUAACAAUGUAGUAUUCCCAACUUGCAUUUUGGAAUAUAAACUGAUACAUUGGGGGGAGGGGUAUAGUAAUAUUUGGAUAAAACAGGAGUAGGAAACAUCAGCUCCUGGGGCCAAAUCCAGCUAUCAGUUUUCCUAGAUCAGGCAUGGGCAAACUUUGGCCCUCCAUGUGUUUUGGACAUCAACUCCGAGAAAUCCCAGCCAGUUUACUAGCUGUUGGGAAUUGUGGGACCAAAACACCUGGAGGGUCAAAGUUUACCCAUGUCUUUUCAAGAUCAUUGGGCAUUAUUGGGGAACAAGAUCCAAAAUUAUAUAGUUUUUUUUUCCUGCCCAUUUUCUAAAAAGCUGAAAUGCCUGUAGUUUAAGCUAAAGGCCUUUUUGGACUCACUAUUUUAUCUUUGGUCCUAUGUGGGCCUCAUACCAUGGGUAUGCGGCCCACACAGACAGAAUUUGAUCCUUGAGCUAAAAGAUUUCUUCGCCAUUGCAAUAGGGCACUCUGGGGUGUCAUGAUAAGGUUACAGCAUUAGAUUGCAUGUGUUCUUCAAACAGAGCACUUAUGCAGAACUGUCCUAAGGGCAUUGGUAGGUUGUUGAUAACCUCUUGUCAUGUGUUGUGGCAUUAAUAGAUUUUGGAGAAACAAAUGUUUGUCAUAUACAGAUUUCCAUUAAUGCUUCUGUUGCUUUAUGUUAUACAUGCAUUUUUGUAGUUUUAAUUAAAUCUAUACAGAGUCACA
This is a messenger RNA of Anolis sagrei ordinatus, 2785 nucleotides long. Its product is annotated as 2-epi-5-epi-valiolone synthase-like. The record is from RefSeq and is a predicted model, not a curated record. Gene Ontology annotation, biological process: antibiotic biosynthetic process. Gene Ontology annotation, molecular function: 3-dehydroquinate synthase activity. NCBI's taxonomy places the organism in Eukaryota, Metazoa, Chordata, Lepidosauria, Squamata, Anolidae.